Molecule: messenger RNA, 4616 nt
Organism: Pocillopora meandrina
Lineage: Eukaryota; Metazoa; Cnidaria; Anthozoa; Scleractinia; Pocilloporidae
Source: the annotation of a GenBank genome assembly
UUCCAGAAUGUCUUCCUUUUGAGGCGGGUCAGUCUGUCCUGGGCUGGCAGCAACAUGGUGCAGGAAAUUUAUUAUGGGAUGAGAAAAGCCUUUAGUUUUACCACCCGCUGGUUCUUUUCCCUCAAGUUCAAGGACUUUAAUGUUGCCAAAAAGUUUUCCGAGGAGUUGGAGUUCUAAGGCAGGCAUUACUAUGGCAUGUACCCUAUGGAGAAUUUGGUCAGCAAGAAUGCCUUGCAAGCACGCCCACUCUGUCGGUUAAAGAAAAGCUACCUCAGGCUUUACCCCAAAAGGGCAGGGUCUCAACAAAGGCAUUGAUCUGUCUUACAGCGAAGUACCGGGCUCAGAUGGCAUUCCUGUGGAGGUUUUACCGUAAGCGAAAUCAGCGCUCUCUUUCCACCUGCUCCUACGCCGGUGCUAGGAGUGGGUAUGAGUAUGGGCUGGGCUGGGUUGCUUAACCUUGCACGCACAAGAACCGAAAUCAAAGUGUAGUGAGUCGUGGGCCGGGUUGUUUAAAGCUGGGUUAAGAUAACCCAGGGUUAGUUUGAAAUCUGAUUUGAAAUCUGAAAGCUUUAAAAGAAAAUUCAUUAUAAUGUUAUUUGUGUACAAUUUUAAGAUAGGAUGCCCUAAAAAGAACAGAGAAAAUUAUCCAAAAGGGCAUUUGAACAAAGUAAUAAAGAUACUUAGAUUAAAAUUGAGCCCUGGCGGGUUUCGUGCUAAUCGGCCUUGGGACAGCUGGGCUCUAAUCUAUGAGAUUCUAUUGUCUGGUGGUGCCGCUUCGAUGUCCCACAUUUAGGUGGGCCUUUAGUUUCCAUCAUUUCCAUUACUCCCGCGUUUUGACUUUUUCUACGAAUAAAAUUCGCCUUUAGCUACCUUGAACUUAACCCAGUCGCUUGUUAAUUCCUUUUAAAACAACCUGCAUUUUAUUACUUAUUUUCCACACGCAGGGCAAAGUCUAGAUGGGCAACAACUAAUCAAGGAGCCCUCUUUGAAAUAUUAUCGUUUUCUCUUGUUCAGUGUAUCUUCACUUAUUCGAGAUCGCAAUAUAUCUUUGGUUAUGGUCUAGUAGAGGUACAACAGAGUUUCAAUUUGCUUUUCGUAGUAAAAUUACGCGGAAUUUUUUUUUAGGCAACUUAUUAUAGACGAAUAAUUUUGAUUUUCUCUAUGUUCGAGGGACGGCGGUAAGCGUUUCUUUUGCAACCGUUAUUUGGUCUCGUCACGCAACGCACUCUCUCUCCAACGGAAAAUGGAGGGCGUUGGCUGACGAGACUUAACAACAGCGGCGAAGUAGACAACAGUAAGCGUGGCACCGAUUUCAUUUUUACUUAGAAAUAUUUAGGUAAUAGACCACAAAAUAAAUUUGUGAGUUCAGAUAAAUUAGGUUUUUUCUGUCUUUCUCUUAAGGUGAAGUGAUGCGAUAUUUUCGUUCUUUUGAAAGUUAUGCUCUUUUCAGUUACAAAACUGAAAACAAUAAGUAUGCAAACUGUCGCCUCUCAACCCACACAGCAAAAAAAUUAACUUUUGCCUAUGUUCUAAUUUGUGUCAACUUACUUGUUUCGAAUCAGUUAUUUCAGUUUUUUUUUGGUUUAUACAUAUUUCCAAUCGAGAUUGUAUGUACCAUCCGAUUCUAAAAUUUUGUAUGUUUAUACUACUAUACUUGUAUAUUUUCACUAAAAGCUCCUGGAGUAAAUGUCCUCUGCGGCGAUAAAACCAUUACCAUUGUCAUCCCAAAGACCCUCCUCCGUGGUCUUGAUUUAAAGAAUAUUCGACUCCUGGACACCAAAUGUAAAGGCAAAGAAGGACGGACCCACCUUAGCGUUACAACAUCAUUGACGGGCUGUAAAACUGCCAGGAGGUAUACACCUACAGCUAUCAUCUACUCCAACAUACUGAAAAUACCCGUGGCCGCUAAAAGUGCCGUAACACGCGUACGUGACAUAAAAGUGCAGUUCAGCUGCUAUUACUCAGCGCAUGGUAUAGUUUCAUCGCUUGGUUGGACGCCAAUUAAAACAACACUUGAGCUCCGAGAAAAGGCCAAAGGGAACUUGACACUGUCGUUGAGAAUGUUUCACAACAAGGCAUUUGUGAAUCCUUACACGAAAGUUGAUUUCCCUGUUGCUGUGGAGCUGCAUAGACGAUUGUACUUUGAGGUAUCCGUGGCAACAGAUGACAAAAAGCUGUCAGUCAGGGCUGAUCGAUGUUAUGCCACGCCCACCCAGGAUCAAAAGAAUUCUCUGAAAUAUGAGUUUAUAAAGAAAGGGUAUGUUUAGUGAUAAAUGUUUUGGACACUUAAUUUCUACUCCUUUUGAAAAAUUACUCUUGGUUUAUUUUUGCGGUUACUUGAGACAUUUUCCUAAGCAACUAAUAGUUAGUUACAAGUUAGUAAAAUUGGAUACACUUCGCAAUCUUGAAUUCCAUGAUGAUCAACAUAAGUUAAAAAAAAAAAACUUUUGUUAAGGAUAUUCUUAGGCAUAAUUUCACCUUGAUCAAGGAAAUUUGCUUUACUUUAGCUGCCCAAGUGACGUAACGGUGAAAUAUCAUUCAUCGCCUUCUUCUCGUGCUCAGCGGUUCAGCGUGGAAGCCUUUAAGUUCAUUGCUGCUCAUCCCUUUGUUUUCGUCCACUGCCAAGUGACUGUAUGCAAUGCAACCAACCCAGGCUCCAAAUGCUCGAUGAAAUGUCCUUCAAGUGGCCGAGGGAAACGUGAGCUGAGUGAUAACGUGACUUACGACGUGUACUCUUUAGUGCAGGGACCCCUGCACCUGACGCACGAGAAAAGAAAGGAGAACCGCGGGAGAAUUCUGGAUAAGACUGGUACGUCGAUGAGCUGUUUCCGGGGACACAUAUUAGGGAUGCAUCCUGAGGAUAAAUUCUAUCCCCGGCCCCCAGUACCCCAUGGAUCCCUCUUGAAAGGCCCCUCAAGAUUUUUGAGUUGUGAAAAAUAUCUCUGAUAACUUUCCCCAUUCCCAAAAUGAUUCACCCUUCUUUGUUUGUAUAUUUUUUUCCCAACCUAAUUACAAACGUAUUGUUACGACAUCUUAAACCAGCAUGGUACAGUAUGACGCUUCGCAAGUGAGGAUUUUUCAACUUUGCAGUGAAAUUUCUUUUGAAUUAAGUCUAUAUUCCCCCUUUUCUGUGACGUCCCUAGGUUCCAGUCCUCACAUUCCGGAGGCUCUGUCCGCUGACAAUCAUCACAAGUAGCUUCAAACUCAUUUACACUUGGACUUGACCUGGACUUGAACCACUGAAGGAUGUUUGAGCUGGAUAUUCGUGUAAAGGGUGUUUCACAAGUUCGUGCCCAUUUUUCUAAAAGGCUAUAUCUUACUUAUUUUUGCAUUCUGGAAGCCGUAUCUUUAAAAAAAAAUUACCUAAUUUUGCAUUCUGGAACCAAGUUUUAUUUAAAACAAAAGUUGAAGGGAAAAAAACAUAUUUAAAAUUUUUUUCCGGCAUCACAGAAAUAAUUUCUGUGGUGGCGAACCGACCAUAAAAAGCACUCACUUUUCACGUAAUUGUUUUUUUUCUUUUUCGUAAUUUUUCAUCGCUAUCGACCCGAACAAAUAUUUUUUUUUUUUUUUUUAAUUUUUAUUAUUAUUAUUAUUAUUAUUAUUAUUAUUAUGAUUAAAUUAUUAUUUUAUUAUUUCAAGGUAGUUAAAAAUCGUAUUAAUCCUUAAAAUCCUGUUAUCUCUUCUACUUCUCCAGCUCAAGCAUACCUCUUAUUUUUAGACGCUGAAUAAUCUCAAAACUGACGAAAAAAAAAAUAUGCGGAAACAACAACAACAAACAAAAAUUGUAACUUACAAAUAGUUUUGAUAUUUAAGUUCGGCUCUUAAGAUUACUCACUGAUCUAACUCAAACAGGACUGUCGAAAAGAUUUGAUUUAUGUAAGGGUGCCUGCGCCUAUAUUUUUCUCAUUUUGUAGUACGGAAUGACAGAACUGGCUCUUCAAUCAGCUGUUAGUCGAAAAGGGAUUGUUACUGAAGGGAUUUUAAACCUGUCUUUAGAGGAGCUAAGAUGGUUUGAAUACUUUUCUGAAUAACCACUGAAUGCUAGUUUGUCGAGUUAUAGAAAAACUCAGCAGCACUUUUCUAGGAAAUGAAGAUGGUUUAGGAUUGGCCAUCCUUAGAAGCAUUGCAGGUGAUCGAGUUAAGAAUUAAUAGAAUGACAUCUUACUAAUGAGCCAGCAGCUUUAAACGUUAAUGAUGCUGCAUAUAGUACUGUGAUGGGACGGCAAGCAGAAGGUUACUGAACGCGAAGAAUUAGAACUUUCCUAUUAAGGCGCUAGCACAAGAAAAUAAUCCAAGAUUGAUUGAAGCUUCUGUUUUUGCCAGUCUUUGAAAAUUGAAGAAUAACUGCAUUAAGCUUUUGAAGUACAGGAUAUUGAAUCGAGGUUUUAAGUUUUACGGUAGUGAUGAAGAGUUAAUAAGGAACAUCAGCCGGUUGACAGAGCCUUUUUCUCAAGUUUAGUAUUUUAUUUUAAAGAAAUGGUGAAGGGAAAUGAUGUGGGUAUUAACUUACACAUAAAAAACAGACAUAGUGCUUUCACAUACACGAGUGAUUGGAUGUUACGAGAGCAUAAGGUUGACCAUAAUGGAUAAGAUGUUUUCAUCCCGGAAAUUCUCUG